AUGUAAGAAAAUAAUGAAUAAGCGUUAGACGAUCUGAGUAAAGAAGUAUUAGUUUCAUAAUUGAAGGAUAAAGUAUAUAAUACUAAAUAAAUGAUAAGAUAAAGGAGAACAAAACUAUUACCAAAAAAUUAGAUAAAUUAUCUGAGAAAUAUGUUUAGACUUAUAAAGAGUAUAAAUUAAUUGCCAAAGACAGGGAUACUUUAUUUUAAGCCAUUUCAUCAAUUUUAAAUGAUGAAUUAUAUAAAUUUGAAUAGAAGCCUUUGGGUUUUAUAUAUAAAUAAAAAUAGGAUAAUUUGAUCAAAAUCAAAUUCUGGAUUUAUUUAAGUAAAAGGAUGAAGACAAAUCUAAAGCUUUAACAAAUCUGAUAAAAGAAACUAAUAAUGAAAAAUUUCAAUUAGAAGAAAAAUAUCGUUAAAUGAUAGAGAAAUAAGGUUAAAAUACUGAUUAAAAGACUCAAUAAAUAAUUAAAUAACUAAAAUAACAAAUAAAUGAUCUAGAUGUAAAUAAUACAAGAUUAGCCAAAGAGAUAAUUGAACUUAAUGACAUAAUACAAAUUAAAAAUUAAUAAUUACAAACUCUUCAUUAAUUAGAAGAAGAUAAUGCAAAUUUGAAAACUUAAUUAAUGGUCUAAGAAUUAUAAUUAUAAUAACCUGAUAGAGCAAAUAAAAUAAAUUCAUCAGAUCUUAUGAAUGAAUAAUUAAAGUAUAAAUAAUAGAUUGAUAAACUCUUAUAAGAGAUUUAAAAAUAGAAUAUUAAAAUCUAAGAUUUGGAAUCAUAAUUAUAAUCUAAAUAAAAAGUAGAGAGUGCUAAAGUUAUUUAAAAGAAUUAUGAAACUCCAACACCUGAUUAUGAUGAAAUUAAUCCAUUUGAAUAAGAUAAUACUUUAAAAUAAUAAGAAAUAAUUAUAAACAAAUAGAUAUCCAAUAAAUAAAUAUAAACAGAUCCAACUACAUAGAAUAAAGAGGAAGGUGAUAAUAGAAAUGUUAAUUUUGAAUAUUUAAGGAAUGUUGUUUACAAAUACUUUUUGUAUUAAGAAACUAGGAAUUAUAAGGAAGCUUCUAUUUUAAUGAAUGCUANAAGUGAUGCAUAUACACUUAUUAAUAAUAAUGAAAUUCCUAAUAAUCCUAAAAAUAGUAGCUUUGUAAUAAUCCUUGCAUAUUUCCACGAAGUUAAACAAAAGUGGAAUUUGUAUAUUUGUUUUUCUAAUUCCAUUACUUUAAUUUAAUUAAAUGUAAGAAAAUAAUGAAUAAGCGUUAGACGAUCUGAGUAAAGAAGUAUUAGUUUCAUAAUUGAAGGAUAAAGUAUAUAAUACUAAAUAAAUGAUAAGAUAAAGGAGAACAAAACUAUUACCAAAAAAUUAGAUAAAUUAUCUGAGAAAUAUGUUUAGACUUAUAAAGAGUAUAAAUUAAUUGCCAAAGACAGGGAUACUUUAUUUUAAGCCAUUUCAUCAAUUUUAAAUGAUGAAUUAUAUAAAUUUGAAUAGAAGCCUUUGGGUUUUAUAUAUAAAUAAAAAUAGGAUAAUUUGAUCAAAAUCAAAUUCUGGAUUUAUUUAAGUAAAAGGAUGAAGACAAAUCUAAAGCUUUAACAAAUCUGAUAAAAGAAACUAAUAAUGAAAAAUUUCAAUUAGAAGAAAAAUAUCGUUAAAUGAUAGAGAAAUAAGGUUAAAAUACUGAUUAAAAGACUCAAUAAAUAAUUAAAUAACUAAAAUAACAAAUAAAUGAUCUAGAUGUAAAUAAUACAAGAUUAGCCAAAGAGAUAAUUGAACUUAAUGACAUAAUACAAAUUAAAAAUUAAUAAUUACAAACUCUUCAUUAAUUAGAAGAAGAUAAUGCAAAUUUGAAAACUUAAUUAAUGGUCUAAGAAUUAUAAUUAUAAUAACCUGAUAGAGCAAAUAAAAUAAAUUCAUCAGAUCUUAUGAAUGAAUAAUUAAAGUAUAAAUAAUAGAUUGAUAAACUCUUAUAAGAGAUUUAAAAAUAGAAUAUUAAAAUCUAAGAUUUGGAAUCAUAAUUAUAAUCUAAAUAAAAAGUAGAGAGUGCUAAAGUUAUUUAAAAGAAUUAUGAAACUCCAACACCUGAUUAUGAUGAAAUUAAUCCAUUUGAAUAAGAUAAUACUUUAAAAUAAUAAGAAAUAAUUAUAAACAAAUAGAUAUCCAAUAAAUAAAUAUAAACAGAUCCAACUACAUAGAAUAAAGAGGAAGGUGAUAAUAGAAAUGUUAAUUUUGAAUAUUUAAGGAAUGUUGUUUACAAAUACUUUUUGUAUUAAGAAACUAGGAAUUAUAAGGAAGCUUCUAUUUUAAUGAAUGCUAUUAUGACAAUUUUGAAAAUGUCUAAUGAAGAGAAAAGGAGAAUAGAUUAAGCUAGAGAGAGGGGUUUCAUUAAGAAUGCUAAGAAUCUUUUAAGUGAUAGUUUUGCAUGUCUCAAGUAACCACAAUUAAAUGAUAUGAAUUUGGAUAGACCUAUCAGUAGAGUUGAGUAAAUGAAUAAACAUAUGAUGAAUUGA
Molecule: messenger RNA, 2499 nt
Organism: Paramecium primaurelia
Lineage: Eukaryota; Ciliophora; Oligohymenophorea; Peniculida; Parameciidae
Source: the annotation of a GenBank genome assembly